AUGGAAGGCUAUCAAGUACUUCUUAGAUACUAUGUCUUCGUAAUAGGGAUCUUUACUACACUUCCAAGUGUUUCUAGAGGUAACACUCUAACCUGAGUUCAAGCAGUCUAUAUUUUUAGUAGUCUGGCUCCUUUGGAAAAUAUUGAUUUUUUUCGGUACAUUCCUAAAGCUACCAUUUUUCCCUUUGUCUUUUGAACAGCUUUCAGCCAAGGUUCCAUUAACAACUUUGUCUAUGUCAACUUCAUGAUAAGUGAAUUUUCCUACCUCAAUAUCACAAGUAUUGCGCGGAAUCUUAUUCAAGAAGAAAACGAUUGUGGCUACGCCUGUUUAGAAAUUCCAUCGUGUUUUUCUUACAACGUGGCUGCCUUCCCUGAUGUCAACGGCAAACUUCUGUGUGAACUCCUCCCAUCGGACAAAUAUAACAACUCGGAUACGUUCAACGCCAGCAAAGAGUUUCAUCAUUUUUAUAUUCCGGUGAGUCAAACUACUUAUUUAUCACAACUUUUUCAUUGGAAGGAUAAUAAAUAACCCUCUCAUUUGUCUCUCUUGUUAUUAGUUUCGGAAGUUAGCAUUUGUAAAUAAGACACGUAUCUCUUUGCUUGGAUAAUCAGUCUCCAAUGCACUGAUCGAACUGUGUGGAAAAAAAAAAAAAACACCAAGAGCGUUUUUCAGUAGUAAUACGCCUGCCUAUUUCUAAUGAAACAAUCCCUGACAUACUUUAUGAAAUUAAAAUCGCUAUUACCUUCGAAUGUCAGGCAGAUUCAAAUUCAAAUUCAAGAUUCAUAUUUGCCUUGAAAAUUACUCAAAGUUCAAUACAUCUUAUUGUUUUAGCCUUCGGCGCCAUUAACUUGCAUUGAUACACCUGUCUUAUCGUAAUCUGCCGGAUAUACUAUCCCUUAUUUCUCUCACAAAAAUUGUCCAAAUUAUUUUCGAUUGUGGAGCAAAAUUGUCAUCAUCAGCACAAGGUCUUGAAAUUCGGUGACAUGGCCACAAAUUUAGCUCAUAAAACAGAAUUCAGUUCUAAAACCUCUAACGAAUGGCUGGGCUGGCCACAUCUGAGCCCUGUUUGAAUAAGCUGAGUUAAAAUAUAUUGUACACUGUUGUCGGUUCUUAAUAAUUAAUAAAAUGACAUCACUGAAAAUAGGAAACAAACUAAAAGUGGAAGAAGGAACUAGAAUUCAAGCGAACUUGUAUUUCAUAACUUAAUACAAAGGGAUGAAGGGUCGAAGUUGUUUACCUCUUCUAAAGAAGACAAGAAAACUGCUCGACUAGUUUUCUUUACUUAAAGUGAACUAAGACCAGGUUAAUUUAAUUCCAUUCUCACAGUGUGUCUCUUGUCCUGCUUAUAGUUGAUAUAUUACCAUUAUUGCAACACAAAUACGCUACUGGAAUACACACUUAAUACAGCAAAUUCGCAUUUACGCCGGCUUGUUGAAGCAAUGCAAAUAAAAUAACCUGUGAGACCAAGGGGACUUAUUCGCUCCAUAGUGUUUGCCUUUCCUGUUUGAUAUUGCCAUAGGAACGCACAUUUAAAGCUAGAAUUUCCACCUGUAGUUAUCAAACCGCUCGUAUUUUGUUCUUUCUGAACAGUUUUCGUGACUGCGCUACAAAUCAGUAUUACCAAUUAGUUUAACAAAGUAGAAUCCUGACGAAUUUUGCAAUUGUUCACCGCUAAAUAAAUAUGUUUUAUUUAUUUAUGUAUUUAUUCAUUCAUUUUUUAUUUAUUCAUCAGUCCGUUCGCGUAGACACAGAUAUGACUAAUAACAUUUUUGCUAAUUAAAAAGUAAAUAAAGUCCGGAAGAUAAAUCGAUAUUUUGUGGGCGUUUUCACUAAAUAAAACAAUUAUUCCACUCGCACUUGCUCCGUCUGAGAUGAUUACUGAGCCAGCCCAUAUCCAACAACCGGCAGGUGGAAUAAUUGUGUUAAGAACGAAUCCAUCAGGAAAUUGAGUAAUUUUUAUUUUCAGUGGUCAAAAACCUUGUACCAGAAUAAUUUAAACAAUAUCGCAUUCUUUUUUUUACAUUUUUAAAGGACUAAAGAUGAAAUUAGCUAGACGAGUAAUAACACCAAAGAAAAUUUCUUAUGAUAGGACGAGAAAAUAAAUGUCAAAUUUCUUAAAAUGGCAUCUUACACAUGACAUUUUCAGAGUUUUACCUUUGUUUUCACAAUUUUUGUGAAAAUUUGACAUUUAUUUAUCGGGCUCCCAUAAAAAUAGUAUUUGUUGUUAUUACAAUUAACUAACUUGUAUAUAAAUAGCCCUUGAAAAAUGUAAAAAAGAAAGCGAUUUUGUUCAAAUUAUUCUGGUACCAGGUUUUUUUGUCCACUAAAAAUUGAAAUUACUCCAUUUCCUGAUGGUUCCUUCUUAAUGCUACAUGUAACUAAAACUUGGGGCUCAACUUGGUCGACGAAAGUCAAUAACUGAAUUUGCCGUAAAUUCAGCAUCUGUCUAAUAGCGGAGCUCUGGCGCGCGAACCGCGCCUGCGGAGCACCAUGGGUAAGUAAAUCUACCCAUCCGAGAAAAUUUGGUAAUCACGUGACCGUACACCGCCCGCAGCCCGCCCGUCCGUCCGCACCACAGGAAAACCAAUGUUCAAUCUCACACUUUCUAGCUAGUUUGGUAGCACAGGAAGACUGAUAUUGCACACAUAUUGUACAUCAAUGUUGUGAUCAAUUGACAGUUGUCAAAACAGGGUAUCCGCUGACCAGUAUCACCUGACCGUAUCGCGGGCUCAGGUGUAGACCCAUCGAGGUCGAGUAUCUUUUUAAAGUCAUCCGCUGACAAGUUACUAGUUUUCAAAUGAUCGCAGGCUCAAGUUUAAUUUUUUUUUAAUUCAUAUGAAAUAUGUUGUGUUUUAUAUGUGUCGCACAAUUAAAAUUUUGAUUUCAAACUGACCUCGGAAGUUAAAAUUCAGCCAGUUUUUACAGGCAGGGAAGACAUGCCAGUUGCUUUUGACUUUUCUCAACAAGGUCACGCGUUGGUCACGCUCUACGUCCAAUCUUUAUGCUCUGAUUGGUCAAAAUUUGACAGGUGAGUUUAUGCGGAAAAUUUAUGCAGCAUCUUGAAACUUGUUUACUUUGACAGCUGAAGCUGACAGAGUUUUGUGUCAACUUGUGAUGUUUUUAACUGUCUUUCUCCGCUGAAUGUACAAAAUGAAAUUCUGCUGCUAUCAAGAGUCUUCUGUUAUUCAUAGCUAGUUUGUUUAUUGGGUUUUUGGUUUAGAAAUACGUCGCUUGUCAAAGUCGGAAAUCCGAUUUCGCAUGGCAUUGUUUUCGUUUUUCACCUUGCUUGAUGCGUAAGAGGGCUGAAAAGUCUGAAGCGAUUCUGGACUUACUUGAUAGUUUUCAGAGCAUCUCGAAUCGGUAAGCCUGAGUAAUUAUUGUAUUUGAUGUUUGUUUUUUAUAUCUAAUUUAAUGAAGUCGGGCGUAGUUUAUGCACGUUUGUAAGAUUUGAGACAAUGAUCGAUGUGACCGAGUAUCAGGUUUGAUUAUAAGCUUACAGAACUUUAAAAAGCCUUUAGACAUUUUCUCGCUGCAAAUAGAAAGAAAACGUUCCAAAGAAUAUUUAGUUAUAAUUCUGGCUGUAAAAGAAAGCUUUGAGCGAUUUUCUUGCCUCGAGUUCAUCUUUGAAAAAAGCAAACGCCGGGAAGCCGGCUUAAAACAUAAACAAGGAUUUUCAGAGACACUCUUACUUGUCUUCGUGAAUGAAAAUUGUUGUCUCUGUAUAUGUUUCACCGAAUUAUUAUCCUUUUAUUGAUUGUUAGUAGUCUCUUUUGCAAUUUUAAUCGCUGUGCCGUUUGUUUUCCGUCGCUCACGAACAUCGCUUGCAGGAGUAGUUGCGGCGUGUAUCAAACGCUUUUGAAGAUUACACAUAGUUAUAAAACCGUUAAAUAUAUGAAGAAAUAAACAUAAUAAAUUUUUUAUCAUGUUAAAGCGUAUAACUCUAUUAAUCUUGAUUUAAACAGUCGACUUUGGCACUUGUCAAAAGUGAGAAUCGGCAAGCCGUAUAGGUGAUUUAAAAAAUUUUUUUAACGGUUUCGGUAAAAGCCCACGCGUGCUUCGAUCGACCUGAAUGUUGAGUACAGUGUAUUGCAAAAUUGUGAUCUGUCCGAGGUCUGUAUGAUAAAAACUGUGCCUCAUGGUACUGUUUCACCUCAUAUGAUGUAUAAAAAAUAUAAAAGGUUGGUUUACACGUCCCCAGACUUGUUAGCAAGAUUUUGUAAAAUAAAUUGUAAAGUUGUCGAACCCAAAAAAUUGGGCCUGAUUUGUUUUCCGAGAAUUUGUUUUCCACGCCUAAUCAACUGUGAUCAAGAGCCAUUUAAUAUGGCUCUUAAAUGUGAUCGAAGAUGAUUGCUAUUUUUUGGGUGUACACAUAAGGCUAUCAACUCGAUGUAAGAUUACGUUCACUCUUAGCUUGGACUGUUUGCAAAUUAUUUUUCUCUAAAAUCACUUAGCGGCCUUUCCCUCAAAAGUCACAUGAAUGUGGUCUAAAGUUAACUGAUUUGUAAAAUACAAUUGCAAGUUUAUUGUUUGAUUUAAAUUAUAAAUUCGUGUUAAUAGGAGCUUCGCUUUUAGCCCUGGCUAAAUCUAUAUAUUAUGGAUAAAUGUUAUGCGUCACGUUACUGGAUAUUUUGACUUUGACAUAAAAUCAAGGUCUUUAGUUACAGCCGUAUCCUUUCCUUUGUGUAGUCUCCUUGUGACAGUUCGCCCUGUAAGAACUCUCGAAAGAACACUGGAAAAUGCAUCUCGUUGUACCAGGAAAAUGGAUAUAAGUGUAUCUGCGUGGAAGGAUUCACCGGAAAAGACUGCGAAACGAGUAAGAAAUGAGUUGAAACAAUGUUGCCACUUACUGUAAUACAAUCACAGGUGACACACUAAUUAACGCACUUUGCAAGUGGGAACGGUUAUCAGCAUAAAGCUUUUGUACUGAUUUUAGGUAUUAUAUUAUUGACCUUUAAUUCUUUGAGCUCACUAAAAUAAAAAAAAAUCUAACUGAGAAGAUUUUGAAAUCUACCUUGAAAGAAAUGUCGAGCAAUAAGUAUCACACUGAACUUUUACUUCACGUUACCUGACCACAAAUGUCAAUUUCCCUGCUUGAUCGAUAAAGUGACUUAUUUAUAGACAGGCCUUCUCCAUCAACAUCUAGAACAACGUUUACAUUUAUUAGUUGGGUGUUUUGACUCUUGCUGAAGUCUAAUGUACCUUGGCUGAAAGGUACAUAAUUAUCAUUUUAUAUAUAUAUAUAUAUAUAUAUAUGUAUCUUUGAUUCUCUCUCCUGCAGAUAUAAAUGACUGUGUCAAUAUUACUUGUUUGAACAACGGAACUUGCAUCGACCAAAUUAAUGGCUUCAACUGCAGUUGCCCUCCAGGAUUUGCCGGCAACCGAUGCGAAAUUGGUUAGUUACUAGUUGCUGCUAUUUGCAUCGCAUUUCCGCCAGAACGCAACAUGCUAUGUAUCCCGUUUAAACACCUAAUGUUGGAUACUGUUGAAUGCUGAUAACUUAUAUAUAUGGAUCAAUUUUAAAUCCGAUCCUACAUGGAUCCUACAUCAUCGACAUCAUCCGACAAUCGUUUUUAUCGGGAGACUCUGGGGUGCGCUGGCCAUGGAUAAUUGUAUGUUAAUUUCAAUUUUGCAAUUUUAUUGACCUCGAAUUCCUCUCGGUCCCUGAAAAUGCCGAAAAAAAAAAAAAAAAAGACUUGGCCAAUAAUAACGCAUUUAUCUUAGUCGUUAUUUUUUUUAUUAUAUUUCCUUUAGAUAUAAACGAAUGUGAGAGCGGUCCCUGUUUAAACAACGGAACAUGCACUGACCGAGGCAACGAAUUCAACUGCAAUUGUCCACCAGGAUUUUCGGGCAAUCGAUGUGAAAUUGGUGAGCUGUGUGUUUAGCUGUUAUUUUUAUUGUUUAUCGGCUUGAAAAUCUAUACACUAACUGACGGUGUUGGUCCUGCAUGUUCACUUGUUGUUGUUUUUAUAUGAAGAAGAGAUUUAUUGGCAUUUAUAGCUUUCUUUCGCAAGUUUCAAUUCGUUGAAGUCAGUAUGCAGUAAAGAACCCUCCGUAAAAGUGGUUUCUUGUUUCUUUCUUUUUGUUGUUGUUGUUUGCAAUUUAUAUUUGUGAUUAUUGUUUCCUUCAGAUAUAAACGAGUGUGAGGGCAGGCCCUGUUUAAACAACGGAACUUGCACCGACCGAAUCAAUGCAUUCAACUGCAGUUGCUCGCCUGGAUUUUCUGGCAAUCGAUGUGAAAUUGGUUAGUGUUAAGCUAAUUACCCUAUAAUGACCUCGUAAGGUUAAGACGUGCUUAAAUGUCAACACCUAUCCAGCCAGAUGGAAAUCCAGGACUGGACUCUGGACUGGACUAGAUAAGAAGAAUAAAAGCAUUUUCAUUAAUUCCUACUCUGUGUGGCAACAAAAGCCCCAUGGGGAGGCUGGUACGUGCAAGAAACAGGGUCUAUCUUUUUGUCGAGGGUCGAAUUUCUUGCCGACCAUCUGAUCGCUGUCCGUGAAUAAAAGCUACCCUUUUCGAGCACAAUAGGAAAUAAUCGCUGAAGCCGUUAUGAAAGAUAGUUUUUUGCUGCAGAAACUUCUGAUUUCUGUUUGAAAUGCACAUUAGGGAUAAAGCUGUGUACAAAAUUAGUUUCGCCACAUGACUUAUGGACAUUUACAUUCAUCUGGGUCUUAAUAAAGGAGGUAUACACAGAAAACACAUUUCUUUUUUGUGGGUACGUAGGGAAGUUCAUAACGAACAAUCCAUUAGUUUUACCAUAACCCCCGUCCGUCAAAAAAAAAAGCGGUGGUGCCGUCAGCGGGAGCCGGCGAAUCCGGUGAUAAGAAUAAGGCGAUUACACGUUAAAAAAUAUGUGCAUAUUCGGCAACAAUUAGCCGGAUUCGUGUUUUUGUCACGGGUUUUCCACUUUUUUUCCAUGACUAUAUUUUGAUAUCUGCCGCAAAAAUGUCCUCGUGCAACUUUCUGUCAUUUUUGUUAACACUUUGCUGUGUUCCUAUUGGAUAAGAUCUUGACACCUCUUAAGGGGCGAAAUUAAGAAUAAAUAGAUAAAUAGGCCGUCUACUAGCGAUGGUGUCUCUACCACCAAAACAACCCCAAACUCUCACAAAUAAGCCAGCUCGGAGACUAGUUUAUCGUUUAUCUCGCGAUAGUCGUUACUUAGUUAUUCAUUCACGACGUUUCAAACUGCGUACUUCUAGUCUUCAUUAGUCGAUUGUGUCGAGUAUUAAUGUGGGUGGACUAAUAGUUACUCCGUAGUUGCUAGUUAUUAGGAUUAUGAGCCUCAUUUGUGGUUGGUGGGUUUUCCAGCAUCCAUGCGGUCUGCAGUGGUACUAAUCUGCAGCUGUGUAGUCGAUGUGUGAUCGUGGUUAUCCACGCUUCUGAAAUCUCAACGGCUGUUAUCUCAAUUCAGAGCGUGAAAAUAAGACGAUAUCGUUAAUUUUUUGUAUGCGCCUAACAAGCCUGCAUUGCCAGAAAACCUGCGUAUGGACUAGUCUGAAAUGUCACACGUCUCCACCCCCUAACCCGUGGGGGGUGCGUCUCUCUCCCCUGCGCCCUUCACGGGUUAUGGGGUGAAGACGAAUGAUAAUUCAGACGACGUAUGGACAUUUACGUUCAGCCGGGGGUUAAUAGGUAUGCAGGGAAAACACAUUCCCUUUUGUGGGUCGGUAGGGAAGGACAUAACGAACAAACCAUCACUUUUUCCAUGACGAGGUGGGUCGUCUGGCUUAGUCACUUCCCUUAUUGUGGCACGCAAUCAAAGAAAACGGUAAUCAUCAAAAUGAUUUUCUACGAAAGAUUUCAACAGACGAUUAAAGGAUUCAUUGAGUAAAAAGUGUAUUCUUCUAUAUAAAUCAAUGCAUUCUAUUUACUAUUUUGCAGACAUUAACGAGUGUGAGACAGGAAAGCAUCACUGCGACUCCAAUGCUUUCUGUAACAACACUAAAGGCUCUUACAAUUGUACAUGCAUACCAGGAUAUAUCGGAAACGGCGUUAACUGCACAGGUAAAAUAAGCAAUCGAAAACCCUCCGCCGAUAGCACUAAAUAA
This is a messenger RNA of Porites lobata, 8046 nucleotides long. The record is from the annotation of a GenBank genome assembly. Lineage: Eukaryota; Metazoa; Cnidaria; Anthozoa; Scleractinia; Poritidae.